GUUGCCACCAAUACACCAUCAUUCACUACUCAAUUAAGCCAUGGCCAACCUUGUCCAAACCCUAAUCUCCAUCGCCCUCCUCCUCGCCGUCGCCCCCAACACGGCACGGUCCCAAUCGACGUCCUUCACCUAUGACUUCUGGGGCGACCAGCCUACCGAUCUCACCUACCAAGGCAACGCCCAUUUCCCGUCGGACUCCACCUUCCUCCGCCUCACCGAACUUAAGACAUUCGACGUCGGCCGGGUCUUGUACUCGACACCGGUCCAGUUCUCCCGAGCUGGUGGCCAAGUCGACUUUGAAACCAUCGUAAACUUCGUAAUCAGACCCAGCCCCAGCAACUACGCCGCUGACGGCCUCACCUUCUUCAUGGCCCCCGUCGGCUCCACCAUCCCCGACGGAGCCACCGGGGGCAACCUCGGAAUCUUCGGCUCCUCCGGCAGCAGCCCCUCGGUCUUCGCCGUCGAGUUUGACACCUACAUCAACAGCCCGUGGGAUCCGAACUACUCCCACAUCGGCAUCGACAUCGGAUCUAGGGAAUCCCCCAUCACGAUGGAGGUCGACGACGGCGGCAUUGUCGGCAAGCUGGUGACUGCGCGGAUCAAGUACGUCGGAGCCAAGAAUAUGAUCACCGUCCAUGCCACCACUGGCUGGAAGACGUUUGAGUUCAGCUAUGAGUACGAUUUGAGCGGCUUUCUUCCCGAGCAGGUUCAGGUAGGGCUCUCCGCCGCCAGCGGAGAGACCGAAUCAUACGUCGCCACCCAUGACAUCAUCUCAUGGUAUUUCAACGCCACCAUGGUGCAGACAAAUUCCGUCGCGAGGAGCAGGAAGGAACUGGCCGGCGACAUUAUUCGUCAAUUCGUGUGAUUUUAUGAUGUGUGUGUGCCCUAAAAUAAAUAAGGACUAAGCGAUCGAGUCUGCUCUCGUUAAGUCUACAAAUAAGAUAAUCGACCAUCUCUAUGUAGGGACUAUGCAAGAAUGCAACGCAUUUGUGUGUCGUUCUAGUUUUAUGGUCUUUGCAAGGUAAUCUAUGGAAGAUUUCAUUAAGAACUUCUAUUGAACA
Salvia miltiorrhiza (redroot sage) is the source of this 1061-nucleotide messenger RNA. Its product is annotated as lectin CPL-like. The transcript has a single exon. Gene Ontology annotation, molecular function: carbohydrate binding. NCBI's taxonomy places the organism in Eukaryota, Viridiplantae, Streptophyta, Magnoliopsida, Lamiales, Lamiaceae. The record is from RefSeq and is a predicted model, not a curated record. The coding region runs from base 41 to 865 and encodes 274 amino acids.